This is a messenger RNA of Gregarina niphandrodes, 573 nucleotides long. RefSeq names its product amidohydrolase. The transcript is spliced from 2 exons. Gene Ontology annotation, molecular function: hydrolase activity, acting on carbon-nitrogen (but not peptide) bonds. Bases 1 to 573 code for a protein of 190 amino acids. Lineage: Eukaryota; Apicomplexa; Conoidasida; Eugregarinorida; Gregarinidae. The record is from RefSeq and is a predicted model, not a curated record.
AUGGUUCCUGCCGAGACCGUGGAUGCGAAAGGAGGAGUCUUAUUACCCGGCCUCAUAGACUGUCAUAUUCACUUGACAGGGACUGACGAGCUCGUUCGGAUGACCCAAUACGGCGUUACCACUGCAUUUGAUAUGGCUACCUGGCCCGAUGAGCUUCUCAAGUCGCUCCGUGGCCAGAAGGGUCUUACUGACAUCAAAGGAUGUGGGCUCCCGGCCAUUGGACCUGGAAGUUCUCAUACCCACAUGCCGGGAAUGCCAAAAGAGGCGGUGAUCUCCAACCCAGAAGAAGCCAAGAAAUUUGUGGAGGACCGUGUGGCUGAAGGAGCAGACUAUAUCAAGCUCGUUUCUGAUACUCCAGGACCCGACCAGGAGUCGAUCAAUGCUCUUGUAAGGACCGCUCAUGACAAAGGUAAAGUUGUCUUUGCGCAUGCGGUCAACCUCGAGGCGACGCGCAUGGCACAGAUGGCCGGCGUGGAUAUCAUUACACAUGCUCCUCUGGACGGAGUCAUGAACGAUGACGAAGUGCGGCAGAUGGUCGAGAACAAACUCUGUUUGUCAGAUGAAGGGUAUUGA